Molecule: messenger RNA, 2274 nt
Organism: Cynoglossus semilaevis (tongue sole)
Lineage: Eukaryota; Metazoa; Chordata; Actinopteri; Pleuronectiformes; Cynoglossidae
Product: putative protein MSS51 homolog, mitochondrial
Exons: 6
Coding region: 689-1843 (384 amino acids)
Source: RefSeq, a predicted model, not a curated record
AACAACUAUGAUGUUAGCAAAAAAACAACAACUACUGUAUGAUGUUAGCAAAAAACAACAACUAGGCAGUUAGCCAAAAGCCCAUCUAUAGAGUAAACCAAAAACAACUACAAUGUUAGCAAAAAAUAACUAUGACGUUAGCCAAAAACCCAUCUAUUGAGUUAACCAAAAACAUGUUAGCAAAAAACAACAACAACUAUCAAGUUAGCAAAAAACAACGGUAUCGUUGGCAAAAACAACAAACAAACAAAAAAAACAACAACAACUUUGCAUUUAGCCAGAAAAAGAGCACUUUAAAGUUAACAAAAAACAACUAUGAAGUUAGCUAAAAAAAACAACUAAAAACAUUUAAAGAAAAUUAUGAGUGGGUGCGAACCAAUGUGCGUGUAAUGUGCUAUGUUGUCAUUAAAUUUGUAUUGAUAUUCACUGUCAAUAUGAAUUGAUAGUAAAUAUGGAUUGUCAUUACGUCCACAUUUUAAGGCAGUUCAAAUCUCCUAGGGAAGAGUGAAUGGACAGGACAGAGAGAGAGAGAGAGAGAGAGAGAGAAAGAGACAGCGUGACAGAGUAAACGAUGGGAAUGCACAGGUGCUAAGAGUUGUGGGGCAGCAGUAUUUGUAGGCUGCUCGGAUAACAACCCAAAGGAGAAGCAAACCGAGAAGCACGGACGGAGACAGUGUGAGACUCACAAAUGACAGAAAAUCAGCGAGAUGCACCACAGGCCAAGGACAAACCCUUGGCCUUUCGCUCUCAGAAGGAGAUGUUUGAUCAAAUGGAGGAAACCUUUAAAACAUGUGCACAUUGUGAGAAAAAGCCAAACCAACUGUCGAACCCACGGAGCCUAAAGCGCUGUGCAAGGUGUUUCAAUGCUUACUACUGUUGCAAAGAAUGUCAGAAGCAGGACUGGCCAAAGCACAAGGGAUUCUGCCCACAGCUACGUCUUGUUGCCCUGGACAGAGUUAUGGAGUGGCUUUUGUUCAAAGGGGAUCUUCCAUUCGAAACAGAAAAGUGGUCAAAGCCACAGUCAGAAGUUAAAGGUUGGGAUGACUGGCUCGCGAUGCAGGGGGAUCUCACAACUCGGCUAGGACCCAUUUUAAAUGGAGCAAACCUGAAGAACUUGUGGAGCAAUGUAGACAGACCGCAACCUCACGACGAGGAACUCGUACAAUCCCUGUGGAGGGUCUGCAGUGAGUUUUUCUCCAGGCCACUAACCAUUGCCUUAGGGAUGAGGCUGUUCGGGCUCAACCCUUAUUCUAAACCACUCACUGUCCACCUUGUGGGAGCGGGCAACAGCGAGACACUGGCAGCCAGAUUGACUGAUUAUGAUGAGCUGAACAAGAUGUUCCCCGAGCACCAGGGAAUCGAAGUAGUCAUGAUAGGACCAGAUGUGAUGGAUGGCCCCAUUGUGAGGCCUCCACUGAGAGCAUUCGGUCCAAAGAAGAAGGUUUUCAUUAGUGCCUACAAGGGUCUCUACCAUGAGUUCUGGGAGGAGUUGGUAGAGAAAGAAGAAGCAGUUAAGCCAGACCUGGUGGUGGGAUUUCAUCCAGGUUUUGAUGCCAGUCAGGACCUGGAGCACGGUUGGCUUCCAACACUUUUGCUCCUCAGGGACUUUGCGAUACCUUCCCUUUUUACUGCUCUCAAUGAGACUGAGAUGACAUACUCCCUGCAGAUCCUGUUAGAAUUGGAGAUGGACAUGAAGGGGAGUGGAGUCAACCCCUUCUCCUCACUGAAACCGGAAAUCCUGGGCUCAGGUCCAAACAAGCCGUCUGUCUACUGCAACUCUCAUUACUUCUGUUUCCAGGGUCUGCUGGAGACUGUGGAGUUUGAAGAAAUAGAAGAUGCCUGAAGAAGUUCAGAGCUGCAGUACGUUACUGUGAACAACAUUUGAAUUUUGAAGAAAAAAAAAAUACAUUCUACUAAUGGCACAAAUUACAAGUUUUUCCAAUGUGUUCCAUGUAGGAUAUUAGCAUAUUUUGUAAUAUCUGUAAGAAUCGUUAGCAGUUUUUCCUCUGAUAAUGAAAACUCGAUAACGCAAUGCCUGGCUUUAGCGAAAUGAUGGCUGCUCUAAAAAUAAUGCAAUGCCCCAGCGACAGACCAGUCAGAUCGCUCAGAGCUCUACAGAACCUUUAUUGAAACACAAUUGCAGUAACUAGUUCUAAACUCUUUUGACAAUUCCUAUACUGUAUGUUGUCUUUUUUUAGAACAAUUUUCAAGUCUUUCAAGUCUGUUUGAAUUCAUAGAUAAAAAAUAACCCAACAAUAAACAUAUGGAAAAUAU